Messenger RNA from Astyanax mexicanus (Mexican tetra), 4457 nucleotides. Its product is annotated as ATPase H+/K+ transporting subunit alpha. NCBI's taxonomy places the organism in Eukaryota, Metazoa, Chordata, Actinopteri, Characiformes, Acestrorhamphidae. Gene Ontology annotation, molecular function: ATP binding; P-type sodium:potassium-exchanging transporter activity; ATP hydrolysis activity. The transcript is spliced from 23 exons. Gene Ontology annotation, cellular component: membrane. The record is from RefSeq and is a predicted model, not a curated record. Bases 632 to 3712 code for a protein of 1026 amino acids. Gene Ontology annotation, biological process: intracellular sodium ion homeostasis; intracellular potassium ion homeostasis; sodium ion export across plasma membrane.
UCACAAAGCCUCAUUAGACUGUUCUAUAUGUGAGACCAACAGACUGCUGAGAAGAAGACUUCAUUGGACAGAUCAACUGAGGACCCAGUCUACAUCAGCUGCAGAAUAGUAUUUGAAAUAUAGCUAACGACACUGUUUAAAGGGUAAGUUGUGCAAAUAGUAAAAACGUGGCAUUACAAAGACGUUUUUGACGACGAUGAUCAUAAAAGGUUCACACUCUCCUCCUGAAGAGUUCCCAGUGACCUUCCAAUUACGCAAGUUGAGAGUUAAAAGCGUGCUCACACUUCAGGCAACGUGUUCUUAAACAAAAGAGAAAUCUUUUCUCCAGUAUCAAAAGUGUCAAUAGUGAUAAAAAGUGUCAGGGAACAUGUACGCACGUUUAGAGGGGUGACAUUGGAAACGCAGGCCGUGUUUCUACUUUACGCUGGUUCUCUGGUAAAGGGCACACAGGGGUGGUAUAUAAACCUGCCUCAGAUGAUAAGCCCACUCCUGUGUGCUCUGGGCUCCUGGAGGGGUAAGGAUUAGGUCUCUGUGAGGAUACCACAACGAUUUCAAAAUUUCAGGCGAAAGGAGCCAAGGGGUUUGGACUUCCAUCGACUUGAACAGUGAGGCCGGCUCCAGGACUGGAAUCAUGACGAAAUCGGACUCCUACGAGAUGUUUGUGGAGAUGGACAACGUGGAUGGGGACGUGAAGAUCAAGAAGAAGAAGAAGAUGAAGAAGAAGGAGAAAUUGGAGAGCAUGAAGAAGGAGAUGGACAUUGAUGACCACGAGAUAACACUCGAAGAACUGGAGAUGAGAUACUCAACCAGUAUUACUAAAGGUCUCAGCUCAACCUUCGCUCAGGAGGUUCUGGAGCGCGAUGGCCCCAACGAGCUCAAACCACCCAAGGGCACACCUGAGUACGUGAAGUUCGCCCGGCAGCUGGCUGGAGGGCUGCAGUGUCUGAUGUGGGUGGCGGCCGUCAUCUGCUUCAUUGCUUUUGGCAUCGAAAUCUCAAAGGGAGAAAUCUCUGGCUAUGAUGAUCUCUAUUUGGCCAUUACCCUGAUUGCUGUGGUCGUAGUGACCGGUUGUUUUGGAUACUACCAGGAAUUCAAGAGCACCAACAUUAUAGCCAGUUUCAAAAAUCUGGUUCCACAGCAAGCCUUGGUGAUCAGGGACGGCCAGAAGAACCAAAUCAACGCCAACUUGCUGGUGGUGGGGGAUCUGGUAGAGAUUAAAGGAGGUGACCGAGUUCCAGCCGACAUCCGUGUCAUCACUUCACAAGGCUGCAAGGUGGAUAAUUCCUCCCUAACCGGCGAGUCAGAACCUCAGACCAGGAGCCCAGAGUGCACCCAUGAGAGUCCGCUGGAGACCCGUAACAUCGCCUUCUUCUCCACCACCUGCUUAGAGGGUGUAGCCACAGGGGUCAUUAUCAACACGGGUGACCGCACCAUCAUCGGCCGCAUUGCCAGUCUGGCCUCUGGAGUGGGCAAUGAGAAGACCCCCAUCGCCAUCGAAAUCGAGCACUUUGUGGACAUCAUCGCUGGCCUGGCCAUUUUCUUCGGCUUCACCUUCUUUGUGGUGGCCAUGUUCAUCGGUUACGCCUUCCUGGAAGCCAUGAUCUUCUUCAUGGCUAUCGUGGUGGCUUACGUGCCUGAGGGACUUUUGGCUACUGUCACUGUGUGUCUCUCCCUUACGGCCAAACGUCUGGCCAGGAAGAACUGUGUGGUGAAGAAUCUGGAGGCUGUGGAGACUCUGGGCUCCACCUCAGUCAUCUGCUCAGAUAAAACUGGAACCCUGACGCAGAACCGUAUGACUGUCGCUCACUUGUGGUUUGACAACAUGAUCCACGCUGCAGAUACAACAGAAGACCAGUCAGGCCAGAGUUUCGACCAGUCUUCGGAGACAUGGAGGGCACUUGGACGUGUUGCUAGUCUGUGCAAUCGGGCCGUUUUCAAACCCAAUCAGGAAACAGUCCCCAUCCCCAAGAGGAUAGUGGUUGGAGAUGCUUCUGAAACAGCCCUGCUGAAGUUCACAGAGCUAACCAUUGGAAACAUUAUAGACUACAGAGGACGAUUUAAAAAGAUCUGUGAAGUGCCUUUCAACUCCACCAACAAAUUCCAGCUGUCGAUACACGAGCUGGAGGAUCCCCUGGACCUGCGCUACCUGCUGGUGAUGAAGGGAGCUCCAGAGAGGAUCCUGGAGCGCUGCUCCACCAUCCUGAUCAAGGGCCAGGAGCUGCCCCUGGAUGAGCAGUGGAAGGAGGCCUUCCAGACUGCAUACAUGGACCUGGGAGGACUGGGAGAGAGAGUGCUGGGUUUCUGCCACAUAUACCUCAAUGAGAAGGAAUUCCCCCGUGGUUACACCUUCGACACAGAUGAAAUGAACUUCACCACGUCUGGCCUGUGCUUCGCUGGACUCAUCUCCAUGAUUGACCCUCCUCGUGCCACAGUGCCUGAUGCUGUCAUGAAGUGUCGUACAGCUGGUAUUCGUGUUGUUAUGGUUACUGGAGACCACCCCAUCACAGCCAGGGCCAUUGCUGCAAACGUCGGCAUCAUAUCAGAGGGCAGUGAGACUGUGGAGGACAUUGCCACCAGGCUGAGAAUCCCUGUGGAGCAGGUUAAGAAGAGCGAUGCUCGCGCAUGUGUCAUAAAUGGAGGUCAGCUGAAGGACAUGACCAGUGACGAGUUGGACGACGCUUUGCGGAAUCACCCGGAAAUGGUGUUUGCCCGCACCUCUCCCCAGCAGAAGCUCAUCAUAGUCGAGAGCUGCCAGCGUCUGGGCUCGAUUGUGGCAGUGACUGGAGAUGGUGUGAAUGAUUCUCCUGCUCUGAAAAAGGCAGAUAUUGGUAUUGCCAUGGGCAUCGCUGGCUCUGAUGCUGCUAAAAAUGCUGCAGACAUGAUCCUGCUGGACGAUAACUUCGCCUCCAUCGUAACAGGAGUAGAACAGGGCCGUCUCAUUUUUGACAAUCUAAAGAAGUCCAUUGCCUACACUCUGACCAAGAACAUCCCAGAGCUGACCCCCUACCUGAUCUACAUCACAGUGAGCGUACCGCUGCCACUGGGCUGCAUCACCAUCCUCUUCAUCGAGCUCGCCACUGAUAUUUUCCCCUCCGUGUCUUUGGCUUAUGAGAAAGCUGAGAGCGACAUCAUGCAUCUGAAGCCCAGGAACCCACGCAGGGACAGGCUGGUGAAUGAAGCCCUUGCUGUCUAUUCUUACUUCCAGAUAGGAGCCAUCCAGUCGUUUGCAGGCUUCACAGAUUAUUUCACAGCGAUGGCUCAGGAGGGAUGGUUCCCUCUGCUGUGUGUGGGCCUCCGCUCCCAGUGGGAGGAUGUACGACUGCAGGACCUGCAGGACAGCUAUGGACAGGAAUGGACAUACAGUCAGCGGCUGUACCAGGAGUACACAUGCUACACUGUGUUCUUCGUCAGUAUUGAGGUCUGUCAGAUUGCUGACGUCUUGAUCAGGAAAACCCGCCGUCUGUCCGCCUUCCAGCAGGGCUUCUUCAGAAACAAAGUGCUUGUGUCGGCCAUAGUGUUCCAGCUCUGUCUGGGUAACCUGCUGUGCUACUGCCCAGGAAUGCCCAACAUCUUUAAUUUCAUGCCUAUAAGGGUACAAUGGUGGUUUGUGCCGUUGCCUUACGGUAUCUUGAUCUUUGUCUAUGAUGAGAUAAGGAAACUAGCUGUGAGGAGACAUCCAGGCAGUUGGUGGGACCAGGAGUUGUAUUACUGAGCAAGCAUGGUCACGUCACACUGGAGAAGAAUGUGUGUUUUUUUUUGGUGUUGAUUUUACUGCCUACCUUCUAUAAAUGACUGUUAAAAAAUAUUGUUUUUAUUUAAUGUGUUCUUACUUUAUUUCACUGUCCUAAUGUCGCUAUUAUUUCUAAUUUUAUAAUUACUUAAAAUCAACUGCCUUUUUCCUGAAUGUAACAGUACUGACAUAAAAUAAAUUAUAGGAAAGUAUAAAAGUAUAUUACUAUAUUACUAUUACUAUGUAAUCAUAUAUUGCGUGCUUUAAGUGAUGUUAUCUGUGAAAUAUUUAAUAAACUCACAUUUCUCAUAUCAGUGUAAAUGAUUCAGCACUGCACACUGUAGAGUAUGUCAUAUGCCAUAUAAGUCAUAUACGUACAUCAUUGCCAUUUUAUGUGCAUUUUAGUAUAUUUAUACAGGUCACUGUCAUAGGACAGACCUCUCACAUGUUAGCAAACAUUAAACCCACUGAUAGGUGAAGUAAUUAACAUUUAAUAAUCUGAUCAGCUUUAACAAUAGCCAAACUAUGAAGUAAUAUGACCAGCUUGGUCAUUCUGAUAAACCAGCUAGUUCUUUAACUUAAAUCAAUAAAGAAACUAUGCUGAACAAGAGCUUAAAUGGGUUCUCUACCUAUAGCGUAUUUUUUUAUUUGAAUGUGAUGACUUAUUUGUGAUGAAAUAUUUGAAUCAGAAUUUUUUAUGCUUGAAUUAAAUUGAUCUCACUUUUGA